AUGUUGGUGACUUCGGAUAUGCUUCUGCAGUUGCUGCAAUCCUGGCUAGAACAUGUACAAUCUCCCCUUGUUAGGGUGUAUGGAGCAAAGUUUAGGGAGGAAGAAGAUCAAGCUGUACGUACACCCGGUAAGUCUGCAACUGUUCUGCCAAUUCCAUGCUUAUAAUGCGCUCCUGAGGGUCUUUAGGGUUGAUGAGUAGAUUAAUGCAUAGCUCCACUAUGCAAUUAUAGGAUAUAUAGAUAGACAGAUAGAUAGAGCGAGUGAGAGAGAUAUAGCGUGCCAGAAAUGACAAUAUGGGAUGCUGAUAUGCCAAUGUACGGCACGAGCUUGACUUAGCAUUCCAGGCCCUAAUUUCUCCGAUCCCUUGGUUGGGGUUUGUUAUAAUGCCACAUUAAAAUACAUCACAGGAGAGGCCCAUGGAAAUAAUUCCAUAACCCCAUGUUCAGCUACACCGACAUUUGCCAGCCCUGUACUAGAACGUUCACAUAUACAAGCAGGCUGUGUGCUAAUAGAAUAUGGUCUGUAAGCAAUUAUCUCAGCUUCAUCACUGAUCUCCUCUAAAACAGUAGUCGAACAGCUCUUGUAGUACAGCAGCAGGACUCUGUGCCUUACGAAAUGCCAUGUGUGACAAGAUUAUCUCAUGUGUUGGAAGCUUUCGUGCGACACACUGUCGGCAGUUGUGAAUUUGUGUAGUAGGAUCAUCAUCUGAACUUUCACACCCGCUGACUGACGCCUCUACUGGUAUGAGUGUGUGAGUUCAGUUAAUAGACGCCUUGCUUGCUACCUUUGGUUACACCCACCCACCCUAUCUAUAUAUCUAUCUAUCAUUGAACACCUGACUGACAGUUUCUAGGCUCCAUAACUUGUGCUUCAAAGCUCUAGACGUAAAGCUGCUGGACAUUAUCUUAAUCGGUCGAGAUGCCGAUUGGAAGUCGGAUAUAUGUCUAAUCUGUCCCGCUGGAUGCUCUGGAUGCGGUCGUGGAGGAACUGCAGUUUGAUGUUCUAAUCCGACGACACAGUGACCAAUUUGAUAGAUGAUCAAAAUGGCGUAAUGAUUUCCGGUUUCAUCUUCGAAUCUAUCAUAAUAAUAAACCAGAUAGAGAGAACGAAUUUGCACAGAGAAUAAUCGAAGCGACCGUGUUGUCACCCUUCAGGCACCCAAGUGGUGAGGUGACUCAUAAGUAUACUCUACCACACCUCAGUGAUUUUAAUUUUGUUUUGUGCGUGUGUGCGUCUCUGAUGUCCUUCAGGUAGUGCUUCUGCGGUAGCUGCGCAAGGAGACGCAGGUAGCAACGGAUCACCCCAGUGCCUCCCCUAUAACCCCUUCCCCGACGUCGCCUUUCCGUCGGAGCCGCCACCUCCGAUCGCCUCCACCUCAAACUACCUCGGCUUCCCCUCCACUGCCGACUUCAUCCGCGCCAAGCAAGUGAUAUGUUCGCAAGAGGCCCCCUCGAGACCAUUAUCCGACGAGGACUCAUUUGAACACUCACUGCCCGUCCCCACACCGCGACAUACGGUCUCCCUUCUUCGGAUGGCCGUUGGUCCGACCUUUGACAUCCAAGUACCGAGACAGCGCGCCGCUGCUCUGGUUCCAAACCACGAUGGAAAGACAUUCACCAUCGGGUCAUACACGGAAAAGGCUUCAACAAUUGAAGAUAUUGCGAGGCUGCCUAGCCUCGAGAGCGAGGACCUCCUGCCUUCUGAGUCUACGGAAAUAGACAUGAGUCUCUCCUCCUCUUCCUCCUCCAGGUCUGCCAGGGAGGCAGCAUUGUCUCCGUUGGAGGAGCUAAGUGAAUGUGUACCUGAAUCACUGAGGUAAUUAGAAUUUUUUUAUUCACGUUUAUUAAACAUUUGAAAAUUCCUGCGGCAACACAGGGGGCGUAGUUUCAACCCGGCCAUUGCGACCUUCAAGAGGAGUGACUGUAUGCGAUCGUGAUAGGUGCCUGCGAGAUCAACUGCAGUUGAGUUUUAAGCUCCCAUGCGCCAACAGUUGCAGCCUACGUGGUUAGAGCAGGUCAGGAGGGAUUACAGCCUCAGAAUGCUGACAGAUUGCUAUUCUUGCUGAACUGGCGUCCAUCUAUGCCUGCUUUUCUACCCUUAGCGUCGAUAUCUGCUAGACUAGACCUAGAUUAUCAUUGCGAAGAGCAGUAGUUUAGGGAGCACUGGCUACCUGCACAUUAUUUCUUCGUACCCCAGUCAUUGACCGAUAACCACUUCAUGGAAUUUUGAACCACCAUUGUCUAUGCUUUUGGUUUUAGUGAGGUGAUCCUGACUCCUGGUGUCCGCAAAAUGAACGCCAAACUGUUAACACAUGCAACAAAUGAGUGGUGUGAAAUUGGCGGGAGGGAAGUCUGUCUGAACUACGCCGAAUGUCAAGCUUGUCCGCGAAUUCAGAGACGAGGGAAUCGAGGUAAGCAGGCCCUUUUAAUGAGGUCGCCAAUUCUGUCCUACGAACUAUUCAAUUUGUUUACACAGUCCUUUUGAGAGCGCACUGUUAUAUCUGUCAUUCGCGUUGUCUAAUUCUGAGAGCUGUGGCAUGUUGGAUUAUCUGCGCAGUAUGAGAAUAGAAAAAAACUCGUGGUCAUGAGCAUACCAUCUAUAUCUUCCUCUCAGAUGGUUCAAAAAUUUUAUUUUACAGCUGUGUUUAAGGCAGUCGUCUCGGUCACAAAGGCGAAGGCAACAUGCUCUGUUCCCAUGCGUGAGAACCAUAAUCGGGAUGAGCCGCUGACAACUCCUCGUCGGGUAAGUCAUUUAUAUCUGGCUGGUUUUGAGAAGCAGGGUACUUGUGCCUGAGCAAGCAUUGCUUCUCUCCUCAUUAACUCGAAAUCUGUUGUUUUAGCGGCGGUCGAGAGUGCCUCAGAUCUUCCGGCGAGUUUUGCGCCGAUUAUGCAGUUGCAUUCGCCCGGAAGUCGAAUGA
Spirometra erinaceieuropaei is the source of this 2917-nucleotide messenger RNA. Lineage: Eukaryota; Metazoa; Platyhelminthes; Cestoda; Diphyllobothriidea; Diphyllobothriidae. The record is from the annotation of a GenBank genome assembly.